Psylliodes chrysocephalus is the source of this 4654-nucleotide messenger RNA. NCBI's taxonomy places the organism in Eukaryota, Metazoa, Arthropoda, Insecta, Coleoptera, Chrysomelidae. The record is from the annotation of a GenBank genome assembly.
CAGUCAGAUAGUCAAACUGAUAUUUUAUUUAAUUCAAAUUCUAUGUACUUCUUUUUUAGAUUCUACUGAUAAAAACGAAACAAGAUACAAGCAAGAUAUAAAUAUUUUCCAUUAUAUUUUGACCGCAUAUGGUGCUAGAAACGACACAUGGAAGAUUAUUGGAAGUGAUAUCAGUUCGAUGCCACCAGAUCGUAUGGAAAGUAUAAUGAUAGAAGAAAACGACGUCCUGGAAGCAGUGAUGUGGGAACCUAGUGGACGAACAUUGGAAACUUUUCCUGAAAAGGACGCCGCUUACAAAAUCCUCCUUCAUCAAAGCGCAAAACCAAGAGCAAAAAUGUGGACCACGGUUCCAAAAUCUUCAAAACCCAUUACAUUUGGUUCAGCUCUAUUGUGGGCCAAACAAGUUGGAAAUGCCGCUAAGAUGGGAUACAACGUAAUCUUCAGGCAACCAAGAGUGUAUGAGCUAUUCACAGAUACGCCGAUUUACUGGUUUUCACUUUUGCACAAAACACUUAUGGGAUGUCAUGUCUUGGAUACGAAAUCUUCGAUAUUUCAAGAAGAAACGGACAUUUUCGCACACUGUACCAGAAAACAGAACAGUUUCGUCAGACGAGGGGCUUUGACCAUCUUGGUAGUCAACAACCGUCCAAACAAGUACAAAGUUAAAGUCAAACUUGGUAAUAGUUUACCUGAAAAAUCAAUGGAAAUUCAGGCGUAUAUUUUGACAUCUGAUACAACAAAUUCAACCAACAUCUACCUUAACGGAAAGCUACUAACUACGAAACUUCUGCAAGAAAAAAAUCCUUUCGAACCAAAGAUACGGAGAACCAAGACAACUUCGCACUUAUUACUUUCUCUUCCACCCUUAUCUAUCGGAUUUUUCGUUCUUCCGGGUGCGAGAAUCCCAGUUUGCAUAGACAAAGAGAAAGAGAGACGACUGUUACUUGAAGAAAUAGAAGAAAACCAAAACAAUGGACUAUCGGCUGAAAUAGCCUUACAAUUGGGUUCUAGAGCUUCUUUCAGCAGGAAUAAUCCUUUGGACGAAAUAAUGCAGAAAUUAAAAGAAGAAAUGAAAUCAGAUGAGAAGUAUUACAAAAAAGAUGCGACAAAAUCUAAAUCUGGAUCUACCAUAUUUAGCCAACAAGCGCCUGGAUUAGAAAAAACAGAUGGCAAAAUAGAUGAAAAAGGAAGAAAACAUUUCAUAGAUAGAGUAAAAUUUGCAGAAAAACACAAAAAGGCUCUUGAUCGUCAAAAGAAAGGAGAAGGGUUAAAGAAAUUUCUACUAGAUAAAUCAAAAACACCAAAAAUCGAACAAAAACCUAAAAACAUGGAUCUAACUAGCGAUGAAAUGGAGAAAAUUUUAAAAGAUAGAGCUAUCGAAAGAGCCGCUAAGAAAAACAUAGUUUUCACAGAUGAAGAAUUGGAAGCACUAAUUCGUAAGGCCAGUAAAAACUUCAAUAAACAAAAAGAUAAAAGAUCUUUACCACAAGAACACAGAGAGGAAAGAGACAUUAAUAGACAUAUGCUAGAAAAAUAUAGUCAAAAUAAUCAGCAACCCUUCGAUUUUGAAAAUCAACCAUUCCACCAAAAACAAGAUAUGGAGAAUCAUAAAAUAAGAGGUAAAAGAGAUGUUCGUAGAGUGAAAAAACCGCUAAAGAAAAGGGGUAUCAACUUUGAUUUGCUAGACUUAAAAUCAAAAAUAGCGGAACACAAAAAAUUCUGGCAAGACAAAAAAGAUGACCUCUUGGGUAAUUCUAACUUAAUCAAAGAAAAUUUAUUAGACAAAAUUAAUGAGCUGAAAUCUAAAUACCGAAUUAAAAGGGAUAUUAAUUUUGAUGGCUUGAAGACCAAAACCAAAACUAAAAAGUCAAAGAAAGCUAAAAAAUCAAAAGAUUUAAUCGAAAACAAAGAAGAUAUUGAAGCAACUAUACGCAAAGCCGGUCAAACGAGCGAUGAAAUAUUAGAAGAAUUGGAACAUGCCCGGGUUGCUGAAGAUAUUAAUGAUGAUCAUGAAGAGGUGAAUCAAGGUGAAAUAUUUGCAGAACUAGCCAACUCAGAAGACCUUGAAGACGAAUUAUUGCUAAACGACGACUAUAUUAAACCCAAAAAACUGACUAUAUUUGAUAAAAAAACAAAAAUUGAUCCGUUUGCAGUCGCACAUCCCACACUAGAUAUAGUAGAACCAUCGAGAAGAAAAAGCAAAAAGAAAAAGAUCAAAGCGGAUGAUAAAUUGCAAUUUUUGACUUCUUCGGAAGAAUUCACUGAUAUCGAAGACGAUCUACAUUCUAUACACGAAUAUUAUGGACCGAUGUAUAAAAGUGGAAAAAAGAAGGGUUCUGCUAAAGGAGAGGUUCAGGAAAUGAACGAAUUUUAUGAGAUUCCAAAACUGUUUAAAAGAGAAGUAAAUCAUAAAUUUUCACCUAAAGAUAUACCUCGCAAGAAAAGGUCAGUAGGUUUUACCAUCUUAGAAAUGGCUAAAUAUGAAGAUGACCUCCAACCAGAAGAUUUCUUACAAGAUAUACUCUUUAAUCCAGUUCUGGAAAUGCCAGAAAUAGAAGAGUUUUAUAAAUACGAAAUUAAAGAAUUAGAAGAAGAGGCUAGAAAACUACAAGAAAAAAAUAAUGUAAAUCAUGAAACUGAUGGUAAUACGGUAUUGGAUGAAAAAUCAAAAAACCAUACUCAAACCAAUUCAAGUUCAAUCAGUUUAGAAACAAAUGAAGAUAUAUUAGGCGAAAAACCAAACACAAUCAUAGAAGUAGUGCAUAAUAAUCUACAAACUUUGGACGAUCCUGCCCUACAUGGCGAUACUACCAAAGAAAUAAAUAAAACAGAGAAAACUAAUUCGAACAGUAUAUUAGACAAAGAUAACGAAGAUAAUGAUGAUGACGAAAAUGCAUCUUAUCAUACUAUUAUUCAAGAUAAUCAAAAUGACAAUAAUAUAUCUGAUGCAAACGAUGAAUAUGAUCAAAUUAAUGAUAUUAAGCCUGAAGAUGUUAGUUCAAAUAACUCCAGUAAUGACAAAUCGAAAAAUAGUCAACAAAACGAUGAUACAGAUAACAAUUCGCAGUCCUUAUCGUGGUCAAAAUCUUUAGAAUCUGAAGAUAUUACAGAACUGAACAACCAAUCACAAUUGGUAAAUGAAGAACCACAAGUAAUUCGAAAAAAGCGAGACACAACUGACAUAGAACAUCUUGAGGAAGAGAUAGUCGAAAAAAAGAAAACGAAAACUCCAAAGAAGCAUAUCAAAAAACCCAAAAAAAUAGGCAAAAAAGAGCACAGCAAAAAAGGAGACAGCAAAAAAGGAGACAACAAAAAAGGAGACAGCAAAAAAGAAGACAGCAAAAAAGAGGACCACGAAGAAGAGGACGACCUCAAGAAAGAAGACCUUCACAAAAAAGACCAUACCAAAAAAGACCACAAAAAACUAUCAAAAUCAAAACCAAAAAACGAAAACAAGAAUUUCGCCGAGCAGAUGAACAGUAUAAAAGAGAAACUUCAAGAUAGAAAAGACGAAAUAGAUAAAAUGAUAAAAAAGCAAAAAGAAAUGGAACUCGACAUUAAGAAUCAAUGGAAAUCCAAGAUAGCCAAGAAGAAAAAAAAAUCAAAAUCUGAUAAAGGAGAAGAAUCAUUGAACAACGAAGUAAUAUUAUCUAGAUCGAAGGUACCCAACAAGAAAAAUAUAAAGAAACGAUCAAUUUUUAAUCCUAAACAUACGUUUGGGAAUUAUCAGCCUAUAACAACGGAUUUGAGAGCUUGGAAACCAUCAGAUAUAACAUCUCUAAGGAGAGAUAUUCAUUUUCCGAAAAAAAUGUUGCCGCCCAAUGACCAUCAUAUUUUUAAAAAUAUCUUUAACAAUAAUAGACCCUUCAAUCUAAACAGACGUAGGAGAUUCAUCGAUAAUGACGCCGAUUUGUUGGAGAAUGAAAUCGAUUCGCAUUUCAAUGAAAUCACUAAAGACGCCUACGAUUCUAAUACUUUUGUAGAAAAGGCUCAUGACGUCAAUUUUAAAAAUAACCGAGAUAACAAACUGAAAGAAAUCAUUCAAAAUUAUAAAGAUGAAACUGUACUACCUGGACCGGAUACAACUGUCAUUGAAGUUAUUAAUAAAACCGACAACAACAAAGAGACUGACGUAAAUACAGCAUUCCAACAAGAUAAUAUUUUAAAAAUAGAAGGAAACAAAUCUAUUGAGAGUGAAAAUAAUAUCGCAACCACCACGGAGAAGAAUACAGAAGAACAUAACGACAAAUCUAAUAUGAAAGACGGCGACUAUAAAUUUAAACUACCCAAUAACGAUGAAUUUGAAAUUAUCAAAGCAGGCGACGAUACAGAAAUUAAAUUUUUGCAUCACGAACAUCAAACCACCGAGAAAAAUGAUGAUCUAAUGAAGAACAAUGACACAACCUUUAUUCCAAAAAUAAUGCCGAGAGCUAUGAAACCCUUCGAGGAUAUCGAAAAGUUUUUCGGGAAUGUUAAAGAGUUGUUUGACAAAGUUGGAAGGGAAGUUAAAUAUUAUUUUAAUAAUAUAGGAUUGAAUAUUUAGUUUGAAUGUAAAAUAUUUUGUGUAAUUUAUUCGAUAUGUAUUUAUAGAGUGAAAGGAUUAGUUAAUAAUUUUAUUUAUGUAUUAUUUAUUAUAGUUUUUGUAUUUUAAAAU